CAAAAAUGGCAGCUACGUCACGAUUCUUUUGAAAUCAACAAUGCAAUAAGUGUGUAGGUAGCCUAAAGUGUAACCAUUCGUAAAGCAAGGCCUCUCAGUACUGAUCUACUUGUGUGGUAUGUCAUGGACACUCCGUACUCUUAUUCAGGCCAAGGUAGAGUCAAUCAGUUGGGAGGGGUUUUCAUCAAUGGUAGACCACUUCCCAAGAUGCUGAGAUUAAAGAUAAUCGAACUGGCACAGUUGGGAGUCCGUCCCUCCGACAUCAGCCGCCAGCUCCGAGUAUCCCACGGAUGCGUCAGUAAGAUUCUUUGCCGAUUCCAAGAGACGGGAUCUAUUGAGCCUGGAGCGGUCAUCAAUUCCACUAAGCCACGAGAUAUAACAGUGGAGAUCGAGCGCAAAAUUGAUGAAUACUGCAAAGAAAAUCCGAGUGUAUUUUCAUGCGAAAUCAGAGAGAAAUUGAUCUCUGACAGCGUGUGYGAUCGCCUAACAGUUCCCUCGCUGGGAGACAUAAGUCAGGUCCUGAAGAAUAGAAUCGCCAAUAGCGUUGAGUCAAGUGGAGGGAAAGACGCGAAGAAGAGAUUUUCUACCUCCUCUGCUGCAUCGACGUCCAGUGACGACGAAAAAGAGCAAGAAGAAGAAGGUGAUGAAAAAGUCAGAAAGUCUUCAUUUCAAAGUUCUUACUYGAUUUUGAACUUACUAAAUCUCCCAAAGCACAAAAAUGAAGAUGACAAGAAAGGAGAGAAAUAUGGCGUCAAAGUAAAAGUCGAAGUGUCAGAUGAAGAUGAAUCGUCUUCGCCUCCAGUGUCUCCAGAGCCAAUCAAUUCCCCACUGCCCACCGAACGCGAUUUCUUGUUCAACAGAAAACAACGGCGUCUGCGCACUAAAUUCACUUCCGCCCAAGUCGAGGAAUUGGAAAAAGCGUUCGUUAAGACCCAGUACCCGGAUGUAUACACRCGUGAAGAAUUAGCUCACAGAUUGAAAUUGACGGAAGCAAGAGUUCAGGUAUGGUUCUCCAAUCGGCGAGCUCGUCAAAGAAAACAAGAAACGUCAGCUGGCCAAUCACACCGWAGGAAGUCAUGUGACAUAUUAUGCACGUGCAAUCAACCAACAAUGAUGCAGCCAAUUACAUAUGUUCAAUAUCUACCAAUCAAUGGGCGCGUAUUUACAAUGCCAAUGUACACAUAGGUGAAAGUACWGCGCCAUAUACGCAAUCUGCAUUGUGCGGUGGAUUGUACUUUUUCAACAAUCUGUUUUAUGUAUUUUCAAUCUGAGGAGAAAUUGCCCUUAAAAUGCAAAGCAAUACCAUAUAUAGAAUAUAUAAAACGGUACGAAAAAAUGUAAUCGGAAACGCAGCUUAUAGGGUACCGUAAAACGUAAUUCAAGCAUAACGCAAAACGCAAACAUAACGUAAACCGUAAUAUAAAGUCUAGCAAACCGGCUUAACAUAUAAAUUACCCUCAAACGUAACUGACGUAGCUUAACAGAAUUAAAGUGUAAACGUAAUGUAUAACGUAUGGUAAAASUGAACGUAUAGCGUAAGCUCGCAUAACGUUAAGCGUAUUACGUAAAACGCUAUUCAAUGCGAUAGCUCCAAGCACUCAUAUCAAUGUAUACUAAUAUGGACAAGUCAAACUUUUCCAGCAAAUUAUUUAAUAAAAUUGCACAGAUUUAAUGAAACACCAGCACAACUAAGUUAUCAUGGAUUGAAGCAAAGUAUCUUAGACAACAUUUUCGCUGCGCGAAAAUACCGUUGUCUCUAAAUUGACUAUGAACGCGAUUUUUAAUUGAGAAUAAAUGAUACAAAUAGUUUUUUGAUGGCGUAGUAGUCUUUUUAUAGGAUGCUAAAAUUUACGUUGGCAUCAGGCCUUGAUUGGCUUAUACUAGCAUUAUCCACUGCUUUUGUUAGUUUYUUAAUCAUUACGCAAUAAUUAUAUACUCAAUUCUAUUAUACCUAAUUUGAAUAACGUAGUCAGAUUUCAAAAAGUUACAUCAUCAAAGCAAAARCCGAAAGGAAACAUUGGAUGGCAAGUAUUAGGAACAUAAGUGUGUUUCAAGGCCAAAAAGAUAGACCUAAUCGGAUAACGCGUUGCUAUAAAACGUUUCCACCCAAUUCAAACCAGCCCGGAGUAUGUUUCAUUGUUCAUUGUACUAGUAUUUUCAUUUCAGAGAUGAAUUCUUAGAAACAAAAGUUCUUUUCCCACAUGAUUUGAAUUGGGUGCAUUGUAACGUACAUGGUAACAAGUUAGCCGAUUAGGUGUAUUGCCUGCGCUGGGCCAUAUGACUUUCUAUGCUAUGUAUAACAGGAUUAGUAGGCAAAUAUGACUCGAAUUUCUGAGUAUUUGAAUUCCCUUCGGUGAUAGCUAGCGCUUGAUGAUAUAAUUUUUUUUACGUCCCGACGAUUUCAUUUAUAGGUGUAUAUCAUAAUUAAUGAUGACUUUUCUGGUCAUUCGAAAUAUUCUGAUUUCAUUAAAAGAAAUCUUGAAAUUGACUAGAGGGAAAAGGUUAGAAAAACUAUAGUCAGCUUUCCUAUUUCUGAUCUGUUAAAAUGAUAUUUCGAACAUAAGUGAACUUAUUAGUAGUCCUAAAACUUUAAAUUCAUUUGGAAACACUUAUUGUUCUUAUACUCGUAGUUUUAAAGUAUAUACACCUUUUAGUUUCAAACAAAGUUCAAAGGAAAGCUGAUCAACAAACAUGGCUACCCUGACCUUUUCUCCUCUACCCAUAAUGCUUUUGAACAAGAGCGCAUGGAAAAAUUUACAUACAAAUAAUUCCACAGGGAAUCACUUCGCCAAAUUUGCAAAAAAAUACUUUUACGUAGAAUAAAAAAAAAAGAAAGGAAAAUAAAAAAACAGAUAAAACAAAUAAAUAAAUAAGAAGAUAGACAAAUAAGAAGAUAGACUUUAAAAAUCUUGCGGUCAGUAUGCAGCAUCUGCAGAUACCUGACUUUUGCAUGAUUGUUAUUAUUUCUUAUAUUCCUUUUAUAUAAGCUAUAUUUGCAAUGUUUGUAAUGAAAUAUUUAAUUAGAAAUGCAAAAAUUAAUAAUUAUGUGAAAAUAGAGUACAAACACUAAAACUGUGCAACAUAAAUACCACUAAAUACUGCUAAAUACUGCUAAAUUAUGCUAAUUCUAUUGUUUUCUAUUGUUUAAUUAACACUAUUUUGUAGUAAAAAUAGUGGAAAGUGUUGCACACAUUUAAUGUUUGUACUCCAGCAUGACUCUAGUAAUAUAGCCAAAACUAGAAUGCUUAUGAAUUACUUUUCAAAAUUAUAAUACAUUCCGAUAAUAAGUUUAUACUUUUUUUAAUAAAAAUGAUAGUCAAAAAAA
This is a messenger RNA of Exaiptasia diaphana, 3325 nucleotides long. RefSeq names its product paired box protein Pax-3. Gene Ontology annotation, molecular function: RNA polymerase II cis-regulatory region sequence-specific DNA binding; DNA-binding transcription factor activity, RNA polymerase II-specific. Gene Ontology annotation, biological process: anatomical structure development; regulation of transcription by RNA polymerase II. The transcript has 4 exons. NCBI's taxonomy places the organism in Eukaryota, Metazoa, Cnidaria, Anthozoa, Actiniaria, Aiptasiidae. The record is from RefSeq and is a predicted model, not a curated record. The coding region runs from base 124 to 1185 and encodes 353 amino acids.